AUGGCGAACAAAAUCGACCAUGCUCAUCCUCUGUUUUUAUCAUCUUCUGAUGUACCAGGAGCUGGUCAGAUUGGAAUUCAACUCACAGGCAUGGAGAAUUACACUUUAUGGAGCGGAGCGAUGGAAUUGACUCUGUUGACUAAGAACAAAUUGGGAUUUUGGGAUCAAUGUAAUGCUAUGGUGCUCACAUGGCUGAUGAGUAAUGUGAGCAAGGAUUUGGUGAGUGGGAUCUUAUUUCGUUCUAAUGCAACACUAGUUUGGAGUGAUUUGAAGGAACGUUUUGAUAAGGAUCUAUGGGAUGAAUUCGACUCAAUUGUUCCACCUCCCUCUUGUAAUUGUGAUAGAUCUAAAGAGUAUAUUGAUAGCAUGCUUAGACAAAAGCUUUUGCAAUUUUUAAUGGGCCUGAAUGACAAUUAUAGCCAUGCUAGAAGUCAGAUUCUUAUGAUGAGUGUUCCACCUAUUGUUAAUCAAUGCUAUGCUAUGAUAAUUCAAGAUAAAAGCCAAAGGGAGUUGUGUGGAGAUCACUACACCUUAGGGGGGCAAUUAGAUUCUACUGCAUUAUUUUCUAGUAGAUCUGGAGGAAAUGGUUCUGGAAGUCCAGGUUAUCGAAGUCAAGGAAAUAUGAAACCCCAUAGACCACAGAGGGGUGGAUAUUUGUAUUGUGAUCACUGUGAAAUGAAAGGUCACAGUAAAGCUGAUUGCAACAAGCUAAAAUAUUGUACUCAUUGUCAUAAGCAUGGGCAUCUGAAGGACAUUUGUUUCCAGUUGAUAGGUUAUCCUGCCAAUUACAAAGGAAAAAGACUAGCUAAUAAUGUGUCAAUAGACUAUGGAUCCCUAGGAAGUUCAAAUGAUAGUAGUUGCUUUGUCCCUUCCACACAACAGUCACAACAACAAUAUGGUUCAGGGUUUGGAGCUGGUUCAGUUCCACAGUUUACACCUAAUCGGUAUAAUCAGGUCCUUCAGAUGUUGAACAAACCAUUGAUCCAUGAAGGAACUACAACAUCUACCAACAUUAAUGCCAAUGCAGCAAGUAUUUUUGCAGGAAACUCUAAGUUCAAUUCCUUUAGUUUUAAUUGGAUUGUUGACAGUGGAGCAACUGAUCAUAUGGUGGGAACUAAAAAUGUAUUGACUCAUGGAUCAACAGUGAUGAGUUCAGGACAGGUUCAACUUCCAAAUGGUGAUUCAUCUAGAGUAACACACUCAGGUUGUUCUAAGCUACAAGGAGGUGAUGUGGAUCUCCUCACUGGGAGAGUGAAGGAGAUUGGUGAAGAGGAUGGUGGUUUAUACAUUUUGAAGUCUCCUCAACUGAUAGACACUGGACAACAUCAUAAGAAUCUUGCAGCUGCAGCUGUCAAGGAUUCUGAUAAAGGUUCUUCAUCUGGUUCACUACUAUCAGAUAUUGGUGAAUAUCAAAGAGUUGUUGAGAGGUUGAUUUACUUAACCAUUACUAGACCUGAUUUGUCUUACGCUGUUCAAAACCUAAGUCAAUUUAUGAAUGCACCAAAGAGGGAGAAGAUUCAAAGAGGUCUUGUAUUCAUUCAACAUUUGGCCACUACUGAGCAACUUGCUGAUGUGUUAACCAAAGGUCUUGGUCGUUUGCAACAUGAGUAUCUUGUAUCCAAGCUAGGCAUGAAGAACAUCUUCAUAUCUCCUAGCUUGAAGGGGGGUAUUGAGGAGUAUGAUAAGAGCAUUGCUAAGAGUUGA
Solanum stenotomum is the source of this 1704-nucleotide messenger RNA. RefSeq lists its product as uncharacterized. The transcript has 6 exons. Bases 1 to 1704 code for a protein of 567 amino acids. NCBI's taxonomy places the organism in Eukaryota, Viridiplantae, Streptophyta, Magnoliopsida, Solanales, Solanaceae. The record is from RefSeq and is a predicted model, not a curated record.